UAUGCGUCAUCUUACGGUUUUGAAUACGACCGCCACUUGAAAAUUGUUACGGAUUUCACGAGAAAGGUGAUUAAUGAAAGAAUAGCCGAGCGCGGUGUGCGAAAGUCGCAAAAUGGAGAGAAGAAGGCCUUCUUGGAUUUGUUGCUCGACGUGCAAGCAGAAGGCAAUCUCUCCUACGAGGAUAUCCGCGAAGAGGUUGACACUUUUAUGUUUGAAGGUCACGACACUACUGCGUCCAGUAUGGGCUGGACGUUAUGGUGUUUGUCCUGUAAUCCACAGCUCCAGAAGAGGCUUCACGAGGAGAUGGAUGAGAUUUUCGGCUCGUCGGAUCGCAGCUGCACGAACGAAGAUCUGAAGUCGAUGAAAUAUCUCGAAAAAUGUAUCAAGGAGUCGCUCAGGCUUCGCCCUCCGGUACCGAACUUCACGCGCAAACUCGAACAGGAUAUCGAAAUUGAAGGAGUCAUGAUACCGAAGGGCUGCUCAAUCAUGAUCACACCCGCCAUGAUUCAUGCAAACGCACAGAUAAUGCAUCAUCGGCGAGAGAAAAAGAGUAAAGGAACCGGCCGA
This is a messenger RNA of Ostertagia ostertagi, 567 nucleotides long. NCBI's taxonomy places the organism in Eukaryota, Metazoa, Nematoda, Chromadorea, Rhabditida, Trichostrongylidae. The record is from the annotation of a GenBank genome assembly.